Molecule: messenger RNA, 2319 nt
Organism: Rhipicephalus microplus (southern cattle tick)
Lineage: Eukaryota; Metazoa; Arthropoda; Arachnida; Ixodida; Ixodidae
Molecular function (GO): protein binding
Source: RefSeq, a predicted model, not a curated record
AUGGCGUCCGAGACGAUACCAUCGGGUGAGCCCGACGUGGUGGUCUGCAUCAAGGGCAGCGAGUUCCUGGCGCACAAGGAGAUCCUGAUGGCGGCGAGCCCGUACCUGCGCGACAUUCUGCACGAGAUCGGCACCGAGCAGCGCAUCAAGGUCGAGCUCGAAGGCGUGUCUCCUUCGGCCUUCGAGGCGCUGCGCUCGUACAUGUACCUGGGCAGCAUCCGCAUCACAUGUCAGAACGUGACGGACGUGUACCGGUGCGCGUACAAGCUUCGCAUCCGGGCACUCAUCUCCAAGUGCCUGCAGUACCUGGCCGAGUCCGGUGAGGUGGGACGCCACGUGGUGCUCUACGUGAACGCCGUCAAGGUGGCCAUGAAGGACGAGGAGAAGGUGGCGUUCCAGUUCCUGGUGGAACACUUCGACAACGUGAUGCGCUGCCGAGAGUUCCUGGACCUGACGGCAGCCGAGUUGUGCAGCAUCCUGCGCUCCGACGAGCUAGGCACGCGCAACGAGCUGAACGUGUACGUGGCAGCGCUGACGUGGCUCGACCACGAGUACGACAAGCGCCGGAGCCUCGAGGAACAGGUGCUCGAGUGCGUGCGCUUUCCGCUCAUGCAGGACGCGACGCUGAUGCGCUGCUUCUCGCCGCCCAUCUGCCCCAGCGCGGCCGUCAACGCCAACGUCAAGCUGAGCAUCGUCAAGGCCAUCUUCCUGCACAUGGCGAUUGAGAAAAACCGAGAGGACCUGGUGCAUGAAUACAGGGCCCGUCCGCGUACUUACUUGGCCGAGGACGGUCCGGCCAUCGACUGGGACGAGAAGGGUGUCGUCAGAAACUUCGAGAAGUGCUCAUACACGCGCGAGAAUCAGGCGCUCAGGCACGACGCGGCCACCUGCAUUCAGGACGCGUACCGGCGCCACCGCGGCUGGCCGCUGCACUCGUCGCUGCCCAAGCUGGAUUCCGAGAUGGGCGCGGCCGAUGCUCCGUGUGCUGAGUUUGUGCCCACAUGGGUGGACUCCAGCGAGUCGCUGUCGACCAAAGUGCGUCGCGACGCUUCGCAGGACAUGCAGAUCGACUUCACGCCCUACGAAGCCAAAUUUGAGCAGGUUACGCGUUGCCAGGCCUGGGCCCGCCGGUUCCUGGCGUUGCGGCAGUACAAGCGCGUGCACGCCCGCGUACGGCCCGUGGUCGAGCUGGAGGCGGUGCUGGACGAAGACGACCCGUACCAACACUUUCUGGUGCGCCACCCGGGCUCCCGAUCCAUCCCGCCCGUCACGUGGGACACGUAUCCCUCGCGAACGCUUCCGUGGCACCAGGGACCCCUGCAGGACCCGGACUGCGCUGUCGUGCUCCUGCUGGGCGGCGUGGAGCCCGGAAAGAGCCACGAGCUGGCGACGGGAUGCGCCUUGCUUCGCUACCACCCGACGAAGCGGGAACUGAGCAGGUGCGGGCGGCUGCCUCAGCCGCGGCACAACCACACGGCCGCCUUUCUGGACGGCUACGUCUACCUCGUGGGCGGCUUCGACAUGCGCAACACUCACCUGGCCAUCAAGUACGCGACGCGCAGCUGCUUCCGCAUGGCGCUCGAGGAGACCGGCGCGGGAAAGUGGGAGCGCGUGGCCGACAUGAACCACGCGCGAUGCAACCACGCCACGGUGGCCAUGGGACACAAGCUGUACGUCGUCGCCGGUCAGGACGAGUUCGACCGGUUCCUCGCCUCGGUCGAGAUUUACGACCCCACGCAGGACCAGUGGUCCGAGUGUCCGGUGCCGCUGUGCUGCAAGAUGUCCGCCCUGGGCGCCGCGUACCACGCCGGCUACCUGCACAUCGCGGGUGGUGUCAUCCAGUCCAGGCGGCGCACGGACAAGGUGUUUCUGGUUCCCUCGGUCGAACACUGGGACUCGGUGUGCCAGCGGUGGCUGCGUGAAGCGACCCAGCUGCCCUCAGGUCGAGGUUCCCUGGCCCUGGUCUCCUACAUGGACCAGCUGUUCGCCGUCGGGGGCCUGACCAGGGGCGAAGACUGCCUGCUUGACGUCACCGCCGACGUGCUCUGGUACGACGCCAAGAAGGGCGUCUGGCACACCGCGGCGCCACUUCCGCAGCCCCGACACAGCGCAUGCGUGGUGAACGCGGACGACGUCAUACUGCUGUUCGGCGGCCUGGUGAACGCCAAUCAGACCGAGGCUAGCGCGGACGUGCUCACCUACGGGAUGCGGCAGGACGUGUGGGAGCAGGCGGCCAAACUGCCGUGCUCCAUGACCGGAUUCGCGGCGGUCGUGCUGCCGCGCUUGAAACGGUCCACGAGUCCCGUGACGACGCAUUAA